ACCAGAUCGUGUUUGUGUCGUCUCUCAGAGAAAAUUCGGAAAAUUAUCAAUUAAAAAGUACCAAAAAGUGAACCUUUAUCACAAUUAUUGAACAUCUUCAUCGAGAAGUGUGAAUAAUUAUAAAAAAUAGUGUAACGAAUAAUUAUAAAAAAAAGUUUUUGUAAAGAAAAAGUGAAAGCAACCAAAGAAACAACAAAAAAUCGAUCAUCAAAAAUAUGACUACUCGACUAAAAUCACAGAAAAAAAUCAUCCAAUCAGAAUCUGUGGAAACGCACAGCGAGGAGGCAUACGAAGAGGAACAUGUCAUCGAAAUCGAUGAGAAGGGACAGAAAAAAGUGACAUCCAAGUCGAGUAAAGCCGCAUUUGCGGGAAGUCGUGCGACAGCGAGCAUCGAAACGAAUGAAAAUGGCGUCUCGACAAAGGCAACCAUGGAAGCGGUCCAAGAAAAGGCAGCGAAGCAACUUGCGAAAGCAAUUACCAAUGGAAAUAUCACCAUUGAAGCUGUCGAAUCGACACAGGAGGAAACACAAAAGAUAACCGGAACACCGCCAACGAAUAAAGUGAAGAAAGUACGGAAAAUCAAGAAAGGCAGCGGUGAUUCGGAAAAAGAAAAUAUUUCUGUGCAUUCAUCAAUUAUUAUGUUUAACAAAAUUUGUAAUGGGCAUGAAAAUAACACGAGAAGUCUCUCACCAACCUCGAGGCAAAAUGGAAUUCACACGAAUGGAGAUACAAAAAGCCCGGCGCCUCCAUCGGCGCUUCCUAACAAACUGACAAAUAACGGUAAAACGACAAGCUACUACCACACAUUUAACUGCAGCCGGGACAUAAAACGACGGAAAAACGGCGUCAAUAACUUCCUCAAUCGCGACAUGACAAAUAACACAAUUAACGAGCUUAAGAACAACUUUGAGCGUCUGAUUGAGGAGACGCAGCGCCAAGCAAAACACCGGGAACCAACAACAGCUAUUAUUAACAAUUUACAUAACAACACUAAUAAUCAUAAUAUGAACGGUAAUAGCAUUAAUAAUUCACGAGUCUUCUGUAACCGACAAGAUAUUCUUAUGAACACAGACAGAAGACACAAAAAAGUAACAAGUUACGGCGAUGACUUAUCUAAUAUUGAUGUUAAGAGUUUGAGCAAAAGUUUUAGCAAAUUUGAUGCCUUGCAAAAAAGUGCUUCGAAAGCUAGUAUCAAUGGCAAGCCGGGGGCACCACUGCCUCCAAUUGAUAAUAAUUGCAAAGCAUGUGGCAAAACUGUAUUUCAAAUGGAACAAAUGAAGGCUGAACGGAGUAUCUGGCACAAAAAUUGUUUCCGUUGCGAGGAGUGUCAGAAGCAAUUAAACUUUGACACAUACGAAAGUCACGAAGGAAAAUUGUAUUGCAAACCUCAUUUCAAGUCGCUUUUCUCGCCAAAAGUCGUCGAAGACAAUGAGCCCGUGAAACCGCGCAAGCCACAAUUGAUUAUUGCCGAAAAUCAACCAGUUGAGUUGCCAGCCGAUGUCGUUAGGAGUUCAGAUAAAACGGAUUCUGGGCUGGAAGAGUUGCAACAACUGAAUCUAAAGUCACGUUUCGAGGUUUUCGAAAAGGGAUGCACAAAUGACGAACGCAAGGAAGUGCAUUUAGAUCGUUCGCCAAGCGGCGUGAAACGAAGUCAGUCGAUUUUGAGCAAAUUGGCGAGAUUCCAAGCAAAAGGCAUGGAAAUCGGUAAUUUAGAUGUCGAUGGAAUCCCCAUCGAAUAUUCGUCAGAAGAGGAAGAGGAGGAAAUCGAUAACGAAGAGACACACGAGCAAGUUCUCGAACGUGCAAGACGCGCACAAAAAGAAAAACCCGUUGUCUGUGCCAACAUGGAUGACAUCAAGACACGUUUCGAAACGGGGCAUGUGACAACGCGAGAGGAGCGUCGCGAGGAACAAAAACAAGAGUUGCAAUCGAUUCGUUCGCGCUUAUUUAUGGGAAAACAGGCGAAAAUUAAGGAAAUGUAUCAGCAAGCGGUCGAACAAAGCGAACAAACGGUAACGACGAGCAAAGUGGAUUGUGAUGUAGACUUAGAAAAGGCCAGAUCGAUAAAGGAAAAGUUUGAAAAGGGCAUUAGUGAGACCGAUGAGAAUACAACUAAAGUUCCUGACGAAGAAAUGGCCGUUUUUGAGCAAGGAAUUUCAAAGCAGUCACGUUCGAUCUUCAAAGAAUUAGAUGCAAAUGUUGCCAAACAACCAGCAUCUCUUCCCUCGCCAAACAUAUCAAACAGCAAGACGACAGAAAAGCGAAAACAAUUCGAGCAACAAAUGACUUCAAGUUGCGAAGUAGUAAAAUCCGGCGAAAAAGUUGAAGAUGUCGUCAUUGCAACGGAAGAUGUCUCAAGCAAAUUCAAGUUCUUCGAAACAUACAAACCGGAAGAAACCAAGAAAAAGGAGUUCAGAAUCACGCCGCCAAGAGAAGGUGUCGUCAAAAUGCCCUCACCUGAACAAGACAAUGAACGCAAAAAUGGAACAAACGGGACUGACAAUUUGGAAGAUGACUCAUUGGUUGCCGCUAAAGCGCACACCGCUUCAAAAAUGUUGUCGUUAUUCCGACAGAUGGAGGAAAAGAAGCACACGAAUGUCGAUACGGGCCCGAAACCCUUGAAACGCUUCACACCGCCUCCAGAUGAUAACAAGAGAAUUUAUCAAGAUCAAGACAGCGCUGACGAAUAUACAGAUGAAGAAGUUGAAGAAGAAGAAUGCGAAGAAGAAGAAGAACACAUCACAAUGAAGAGCGAAGAAGAAGGAUUAAAAGCUGCCAAAGAGGCUGCUCGUGCCAAGUUACUCCGGGAGAAAUUCGAAAAAUGGGAAAAGAGUCAGAUAGAGAAGGAACAACGAGAGCAAAACAUGAGCUCCGUCAAUUUAUACGACGAAAACUUGGAUGAAUCGCAAGUUGAGAGUGCUAGAAGCAUCCGUGCUAAAUUCGAAAAUCUACAUGAAACACGGACGGUGCAAAAAGAACAAAUAAAAGUUAAUCGAUUUGUGUAAUUUUUAUUAUUUUGCCGUUUAUUAGAGAAAAUUUAUUAAGCACUUUUUUAAAUAAAAAAUAUAUUUAUAAAAAUUAAAUUGUCUACAUAGACACAAAAAAAAUAUUUAAAAAAACUAACUUAAUUUAUUUUUCAUUUAGAGAUUAAAAAUUAAUUGUUUGCAAUAAAGCACAAGUACUUUAAAAUUUUUUGAAACUUUUUAAAAAUUUUUUAUUAAAAAAAUUAAAUAAAAAUGUCAUAAAUGUUUAUCGCAUCUUACAUAGCUUAUUAUCUU
Messenger RNA from Culicoides brevitarsis, 3278 nucleotides. RefSeq names its product LIM domain and actin-binding protein 1. Gene Ontology annotation, biological process: actin filament bundle assembly. The coding region runs from base 216 to 3005 and encodes 929 amino acids. The transcript has 14 exons. NCBI's taxonomy places the organism in Eukaryota, Metazoa, Arthropoda, Insecta, Diptera, Ceratopogonidae. Gene Ontology annotation, cellular component: plasma membrane; actin cytoskeleton. The record is from RefSeq and is a predicted model, not a curated record. Gene Ontology annotation, molecular function: actin filament binding.